UACCGCACCUGCGCAGCCAUCUUGAGCUUCUAGCAAGCAACGGAUACAGAAAGGCAGAAAAUAGGAGUAAAAUACAACAGCCUGACCUGAGGAAACAGGGAUAUGUCCGCUAGAAUCUAGGGUAUAUGAAACGAUAAAGAUCGAAUACAGUGGAACAACCAGAGGACAGUAACGGAUACGGUAAAACAGCCAUCUAAGUGCCUUGGAUACCCGGACCUACAAGUCAUCUUUUUUGCCGGAGUAGGAAGGAAGAGUCGAGUCGCCGACAGAAAAACACAUUCAGAGUGAAACCAUGAAUCCCGAAUAUGACUAUCUGUUCAAGCUCCUGCUCAUCGGAGACUCUGGAGUAGGAAAGUCCUGUCUUCUGCUGCGUUUUGCUGAUGACACCUACACAGAGAGCUACAUCAGCACCAUCGGAGUAGACUUUAAGAUCCGCACCAUCGAGCUGGAUGGCAAGACCAUCAAACUGCAGAUUUGGGACACUGCAGGUCAGGAGAGGUUUCGUACCAUCACCUCCAGUUACUACCGCGGAGCCCACGGCAUCAUAGUUGUAUAUGAUGUGACGGAUCAGGAGUCCUAUAACAACGUCAAGCAGUGGCUUCAGGAAAUCGACCGUUACGCCAGUGAAAAUGUCAACAAGCUUCUGGUGGGCAACAAGUGUGACCUGACCACUAAGAAAGUAGUAGACUACACAACAGCCAAGGAGUUCGCCGACUCUUUGGCCAUCCCCUUCCUGGAGACGAGCGCCAAGAACGCCACCAACGUAGAGCAGGCUUUCAUGACCAUGGCCGCAGAGAUCAAGAAGCGUAUGGGCCCCGGGGCCACAGCCGGUGGCGACAAGCCCAACUUAAAAAUCGAGAGCACUCCCGUCAGGCAGUCUGGAGGGGGCUGCUGUUAAAAGACCCCUCGCCCCCCACACCACUCCGACCCUCACCGCCACCAUUUCCACUGAAAUCUUCCCUUCUUCUCCAUCUGUGUUCUCUCCCAUCAUUUCCCACAGCCCACCACUCCUCCAUAACAUCCCGUAAGCCACACCCAACGCCCCUUCUAUCGGCCGUCUGGAUAUCCGGGGAUGAUUGAACAGAGGAGUAAACUGUAAGAGUGUUAAGAUCAGAAAACAGAUUGAAACUUUACAUGGGUUAAUUCGGGCCUGUGCACCCAUCAAACACCGGAGGGAGGAAAGCGAGCGGUCUGUGAGGGAGGGACAGAAACCGGCACCGACACUUUUACUUUCUGCCAAAAGGGCAGAAAGUAAACAGAAACCGGGAAGAUUGGUAUUGAUCUAGAAUGGAAUGGAGGCAGUGUAAGAUUAGGUUUAGAUACAAGUGAGCUUAUCUCUAUAUACACACACGCACACGCACACGCACACGCACAUUCACACUCAAACACACUGUAGUGGGGUGGCAGAGGUUAAGGACAUUUAGGCCUUUUGGCUAAACACUCCUCUCCUCAGGCUGUGUCUGUCUUUGCUGAUGUCAUUUUAGAGCCACCUCGCGCCAGCCCAAACGUUUUCAUCCCUGGAAUUAUUUACCUGCACACACAUACACACACAUACACACACACCCAGUGACUCAUCAUUACCAUUUAUUGAUGAAGAUCCAGGGAGAGCACAUUCAGUGAGCCUCCGCUCCCUCCGUCUGUCCUCUUCCUCAGCUUCCAAUCUCACUUUCUUAAGGUGUGUUCAGACAGGAAGCAAAAGGGAAUUCUCGCGUCAUGUCAUUUACGUGGAUUCGAAAAUUUCCCUUCCGCCAACUACGAGGAAAUGACAAUAACAGUACUUAGCAACAGGCACAUUCACACAAACGUGUGCCUUUCAUUGCCAAAGGCUUUGGGCAUGCAUAUUGUAGUUUUCCCCACAUCGCGGCCUCUCAAGCGCAUUUAAACGCCAUGUUAAAACUAUUAUAUCCAACUACUGACCGUAAACUGUAGAAAGAAUGAUUUAAACAGCAACCGAGGAUUCAAUAAUUAUAUUCAUUUUUACUCAGUUCCACUAAAACCAAACGUUUUUCUGCUGCUGGGCAGUAGGGGACUCAUCUCUAGCUGUAAGCUAGCUAGAAAUGGACGCACCGACCACCCAGACGUGUCUACGCCACACUCUGUGCCAUCCCGGUGUAUUUGCGUCUAUUCGUGCCCACUCAAGCUUUUCCUUUAAAUUUGUAUGCCAGCUGUUCAAAAUUCCCCUCAUGUUCUGUCUGAACACACCUUUUUAAGGUUCUGUAAACGGAUGACGGUAGCGGUAUGAAAACUCUUCACACGGCGAGCUAACCAGAUACAGUUUGCAAGCCAGCUAGCUUGAUCGCUAACAAUAAGUUAACGCAGUUUACUCAAGAGACAGAAAUAAAUUGGUUGCAAUGAGAUCACAUACAGGAGAAAGAUCUACAUGCAAAGACAGAUUGUGCUUAGCUUUGAAGGAAGCAUUAACCAAGGGAUUCUUUAACUUAAACUCCCGGCUCAACACUUGAGGUAGAAGAGGACUACUGGCAGGUCGGUUAAGUCCACAAAUAGACGUCAGCGUUGUGAUGGAGGAGGUGGAUGUGAGAACUGCAAUAUAUGGUGUUAGUUUUUCUUUCUUUUUUGUCUUCAUUUCAUAUAUAAAAGAAAGCAAUGUGACGACACGCUGUAACAUUUAGCACGGUGACUUCCUGGAAUGACACUAAAUAUUACAGUCCAGGGGGAAAGUGAGGGGGGGGGGGAAUGCACUCAGUUUAACUUAAACAAAAGCAAUUGGCAUUUUACAAAUACUGUUUUAUGAUAGUUGUGGUUUUUAUUGUUUUUUUAUUUACUCAUUGAUACUUCUGAUAGAGACGACUUGUACAAUUAGCUUAAACUCUCAUGUUCAGUACGUGACUGGUGUAGGUUUUAGGAUGUCAUUUUCAUUCUUGCUUGUUUGCAGAUGAAGCUGAGGUGGAGAUGUGGUGUGGGUGUGUCUGUUGGCUGUCGGGGUGGGUUCUUACAAAAAGCUGCUGUUCCUUCCCACGAGAUCGACCCGCUUGUCAAACAUACAGUUUUCACAUUUGAGCCCUUUACAAUAAUUACUUGGUACACUUCAAAUAAACAAGGCCGCAUGUUUGUUUUGCCAAAACGUCAAACGGAGAUUUUAGACGCACUUUAUUUGAAGUAUACUGAGGCCUUUACAUUCAACACUGCAGCUGGUUUAACAGACCGUUUCUGCGUUACUGAUGCUCAUAAUCAUGUGGACAUGGACACUGAUAUACUCCUAUCGUUUGAAAAUUCAAAAUUUGCCACUGUCACAGUUUUUCCAAGUUUACUCGUAUUUGAGCGUGAAAUUUUCUUCUUGACGUCAGACUUUUACCAGCUUUCACCGUCCUUAAUGGCAGAAUUAUGUUAGAACGACUCGAGAGGAACAAAGUUAAACUAGCAGUCGUCUUACAAGACAUUUAGAUUUUGAUGUUUUUGUUUUGAUUGGACGCAGGCCGGUCGUCAUCAACUGCCAACCAUAGUAACGGUGAAAUCAGCGACGGGUAUGAGGUUGUUUACGUGCCUGGAGCUCUUCUCAUAGCCGUGUUAGGUGUCCGCUGUAUUUCCAGGGAAACUAGAAGGAAUGUGAGGAAAAGAGCACCCUCCCCCCGCCCUUAUGGAGGGGCCUCUGCAGUGACGUAAAAAACUUCAGUGAGACCUCAUCAAUCUGAGCCGCAACUUUUUUUUUUUAGCAAGAACUGGAAGAUUAGCAUUAGGGCCUUCUGAGAACUCACUCUUUUAUUUGUCUCGGUUAUUUGUGGUUGGUUGUGCGCAGCAGGGAGAUCUAUGGACCAUAGUCGGUUUCAUCACUCGUGUUGUGUUUGGGGGCGUCUGGAGAUUCAGGGACUGACUGGUCUUUGUUUGCCGACCGGAUAUGAACUCCCAACUCUCCCCUCCAGCCAACCAUAUCACUGCAACUUGAUGAAUUCCUCGAGAUCCUCCCUGACCGGCCCCUCCACUCACACAUGGGAAUCUCACCCAGGCUUCGGUUGCACUCUUGGUUCUCUCAGCAUUUCAGCCACAGUUCUCCCUGAAACAUGAAUAUGGAUAAGUUCACAUUAUGUUGACAACAACAGCCUCCCAUUUGUGAAACCUCAUCGCUGUGAUCAGAGUGAAGCACCGGUGUGACGUCGGCUGCUUACGAUUACAUUUGCAUUUCAUUUUUUGUGUGUGUGUGUGUGUGUGUGUGUGUGUGUGUGUGUUUGUUUGUGUGUAUGUGAUGGCAUCAUUUUCCACUGAUGUAUUUUUAUUCUUUAUGUUUUCCAGCCCUGCUAAGCUAAACUGCUAAAAUGCUGUAGUUUGCUGUGCAGGACUGGAAUCUGACAUUAUUGGGGGAGGGAAGGAAACAACAACAACAGCAGUGUGUGUGUGUGUGUGUGUGUGUGUGUGUGUGUGUGUGUGUGUGUGUGUGUGUGUGUGUGUGUGUGUGUGUGUGUGUGUGUGUGUGUGUGUGUGUGUGUGUGUGUGUGUGUGUGUGUGUGUGUGUGUGUGUGUGUGUGCGCGUAGAGCAGGGUCAGGGUCGCUUGUAACAUUCCUGAAGCUUUUUGGACACAUGUUGGCAUCCUGGCAUCACACUUGAGUAGAUGCAGAACAAGCAAUCACACACACACACACACACACACGCACACAUGAUGUGUUUGGGUUUUGAUGACUGAUUUCUUUUGUUUUUUUUAUCUUUCUUUCAACAAGUCUUGUUAUUCUACUGAUUUUAAUGUAUUCAUUGAAUACUAUACUGUGUUGUCUAGUCCAUGGAAGUAUGAGGGGGACCUGAUGAGGGUGGGGUUAAACACACGCAGGGGGGGGCUUUUGCUUAUGAAUGUGAUUCUGAUGAAACAACACUUGACUUUUCUUCUUAAGUUCACUUUUUGUAUUCAUUUGGGUGAAAGGGGGUAUUUUCCCAUGUCAUUUGCACACUUGUCCAUCGCUGUUCAAUGGCUAAAUAAAGGCACUCACUAGGUGUUGUUUGUUAAUAAAAAGCACCGGGCAGGAGCUCGCCUGUCAGUCACCUUCUGUCUUUUUUUCUGUUUGGCUUGUUCACUUUGGUGCUGUCUCCCUGCUGAGUUUGAUCAUGUUUUUUUUCUGUACAUAUUAUAAAUAUAUAUAUAAUAAAAUGAUGAAAAAGAUCAACGUCAACACGAGAGCUGGUCUGGUAUUGUUACUUAACAGUAUCCAUGAAAUGGGUUCUUUAACACUGAGGGACUGUACAAGAAUGAUUCGGCUGGAGAGGGGAGGGGAAAAGCAAUUGGUACAAUGUGUUCCACCAUUGAUAACUAAAAGUGUACAAAAUGUUAUCUAUUUACAACAAAUGCCACAAGGGGAAAAAGGAAAUAAAAUUCAAAUCUGGGACCCAUCUCUGCUUCAACUACCCUCCCUUGAGCAAAAAGCCUAGUUUUUAUAUAGUCCCUGACUAUUUUUAUACUGAUAUUCAGUAUCGAUCACAGUGUAAGAAUAUUUAUUGCCUAAUCAAUGUGUGUGCUGUAUAUCAAGUAUAUGUAUGUGUUUUGUGUUUCAGUCACUGCUGAAACAGCUGAAGAAUUAUAUCCCCUUUGGCACAUGUUAAAGUCUUUUAUGCAUCUUAUUUGGUGUUAAGUAAUUAUAGAAUAACAAACAUGAUUUAUGAAGUCUAAUAUGAUCAAUGUGUGAAACUGUGUUUUUGAUAUGAUUUUUGUUUUGGUUCUAUAAAUCAAAAAUACACAUUGUUGUUGAUCUUAAAGGGUCACUCCAGUAAUUUAGAAUUCCACGUCCACAAAAUUAUGGGACUCACAAGGGACAGAUUAAAACAUCAAUAAAAAAAGAUCUAAAUCUC
Messenger RNA from Cottoperca gobio, 5785 nucleotides. It is a transcript of the gene rab1ba, whose product is annotated as zRAB1B, member RAS oncogene family a. Bases 293 to 898 code for a protein of 201 amino acids. NCBI's taxonomy places the organism in Eukaryota, Metazoa, Chordata, Actinopteri, Perciformes, Bovichtidae. Gene Ontology annotation, molecular function: GTPase activity; GTP binding. The record is from RefSeq and is a predicted model, not a curated record. The transcript is spliced from 6 exons.